UGUCGUCGCUCGACCAACUCGGCCGCCACCACUGUUGUUUUAUCAAUAUGGCGGUCCCAUAGCAGAGCUGAGCUGCAAACACACCUCGUUAUUUUUGCAACACCACCACCGGUGCCAUACCUCAGGCUCAUUAGAAAUGACAUCAGUAAUUCCAGAAAUUCGUAUUUAUUCACCAUCAGACAAAGAAGAUACUUCAGACUCAGAUCGCAGCAGGAAAAUGGCUAUAAGCGGUGAGCGUAAAUCAGUGGCGUCGGUUUUCCGCGGAAAUUCCAGAGAAAUGUUUACAGAUGACAAGGCGAACCUGGUACCGUGGCUAAACACGUUUAACAUGCGGCCUUACAACCUCUCUUGUCUUCCGUCGAGUAUAAAUUAUCGCCCAUCUUGUAGGUCGCAGUCGGUGGCUAUAAGUCGUGCGAAACUCGGUUGCAUUACGAGCUCUGCCAAAUCCCUCGACGUGCUCCGUCAAAACUUGCAGAGAAGCAUCAACCGUGAAAUCGACGAAAUUUUGCAGCGGUACUUGGAGAAGUUUUUCAAACCCGGUUUAGAGAACGUACGCAUCAACAAUGGCGACCACUCGAUAUCUGAGCAGCACAUCCAGGCCGUAUGCAGACAGAUACUGGAAGAGGCCAAGAAAAUGUACCACGGCAGCUACACGCGAGGCAACAGUCCGACGUCCGACUACACUGUCGACUCUGGACGCAACAGCCCGUCGGACCUGAAACUGGGGCGUUUCCUACACCAGGCAGGCAGGAAGAGGGCGACCAAGGCCAACUCGGACUCAGACUCCGAGGCGAGCCAGUGCCACCAGCUGCCCAAGAAGAAGAAGGGCCGGCCCCCGCUCCACUACCAGGGGGGGCUGUCCGGCCGCUCGACGCCGUCCAAGCUCAAGACUGAGGCCGUCAAGCGGGAGGGCCCCAAGUGGGACCCGAGCCGGCUCCUGCCCACCUCCCAGUUCAUCAUGGGGGCCAAGGCCAACAAGGCGCUGGGGCUCGGCGCCACGCGGGGACGCCUGUACAUCAAGCACCCAGAGGUGUUCAAGUACUCGGGCGACCAGGAGGACAAGCAGUGGCUCUACGAACACAACCUGAUGCCGGCCACGGGCGGCAAGGCCUACAUGCUGCUCGUAGACGACAUCCGUGAACUGGCCGACACCAACGAGUACAGGCACAGUCCGGGCCUGCUGCUCGACGAGAUUGUGGGCUUCACGGUGCCCGACCACAUGCUGCUCAAGAUGCAGAGCGCCAUGCUCGCCAUGCGCACGGACCUGCCCGGGCGCAAGCGGGGGCGUCCGGGGGACGCCGAUGGCUUCGCCCGCCAAGGGGGCCCGGGUGCCGCCGACGACGCGGCCGACGCCGAUGACGCGGCCGUCGAGGUGUCGCCCGCCGCCUCAGACCUCAGUGCUACCCUCGAGCCGCCCCUCACCGCGCCGUUCGACCUCGGGCCCAGUCCAUGACGGCACUGUGACGGACGCGUUGACCCGGGCACGACGCUCUGCCCUGACCCUGGUCCAACGUGACUGGUCCAAAGUGAGCUCAUUUGGAGGCCCCGUGCAAAUUUUGUACUUUGUGCCUCUGGAACGAUAUUACUCUGGCACAUGCGUGAAAAACUCAAUCUCGGUGUUGUUCGAUGCGCUCCAGAGCUUUGCUCUGCCGUGCCAAGGUUGGCGGUUGUGGGCUGUUGUUGCGUAUAGGGAUAGUCCCUCUAAACCUGGUCUUGUUAUUUGGGCCCGUGAGACUGAGGACGUUUUAAUUGUCUUGUAAUCAUUUGGCAGUGGGCCAAAGGCUAAUUGAAGGGAAAGAGAGAGAUGUGCACUUCUUUCCUUAAAUCAAAAUCUUUGGGCAUUCGAUAACCAUGAAAUAAGGUGGCAAAAAUUGGUUACUGUUUGUUUAAGGUACCUAACAGAAUUGCCCUUACUUCAUUUUACAUUGCCACGAUUGGCUGCUGCAAUGCUUGCCUGCUGUCAAUCAACAUUUUCUGGGUUGACUACGCUGAAUUCUCCUUCAGUUACUUUUGGAAGUUGUGAUGUCACGAAGCGUUCUUUGUUUCGGCCAUGGCAAACUUCGAAAAAAAUCACAAAAAUGAAGCAUUGCGUGACAAGUAACAUUGUGUGACAUAGAGUAGUUAGGACAAACUAGUGGUUGCUGGUUUGUCCGAUUUUGCUUUCACAAUUGGAAAGCUGUGAUCAAUACUACAAAUAUAGCAAAACAUAUUUGGUAAAAUCUGAUGUUCUGACACUAACCUGUUGAGUUACAUGCGAAAGUGCCAAUGCCGCGUUCUUGCCAUGUUGGACAGGGUAUGGCACAUAUUUUAAACCAUUCUUUUUUUGUUUGCAUUUUCUUGUGAAACUAUACUUAAAAUUUGGUUGGAGUUGGCUCUUAGAGUCAGUCAUUUUAAGCCGUCGCCAGCCAAGAGGAGAUUUGUUCCUUUGUCUGCAUGAUCUGCAACAUUAUUGCAGAGGCUACUGAGCCAACCGAAUUGAGGCGUAUACACCAUAGCUGGGGGUUUCUAACUGCCAGCAAUUGCUGAAAAACAUGAUAUAUACUGGUCAAAUAGCAAUGUAAGGAGCCGGCAAGGGGGAAAAAAAAUCAAUAUUCAAUUGGGCAUUUCGCAUUUAUUGUUAUUACAUUACUGUUAUUAUAUUGUUAUUAUAUAAUGGAAUUACUACUACAAAGGUGAUAGGAAUGUUGACUCAGGUCAUGUGUGAAGCUGCUUUUUUGUAGAUAUCUGAACUAGCCAAACAAACAUUUUGUAUAUUCAUGCUGCAUUUUUCCUGCUUUUAUGCAGCUUUUAUGCACCACUUCUCACUUCAUUACAUCCUUUUUGCAGAUUUUAUACGCUGGAGUCAUGCCUAUGCAGAAUAAACGGCAAUUUUGUGUUGGUGAAAAAAAUUUCAGUUAAUUAUGGUGAAGCUCGUCACGCAUAAAUGCCGCAAGCCCUAGCCCAAGAGACCUAAUGUGGAUGAGCAUCCAACUGCCCAUUAAUCUGAACCACGCUUAACUACUUUAGUCUGCCCAAAAUAUCUUUUCAGUUGCAAAUGCAUUGCAUUUUAUUGCCAGCUUUCUCCACUUUGUUGGUGUUGUUUUAGCUUGAUGUAUGCUGAGAUUUGCAGAGAGCAUGAGGAUGUAUAAAAACUAACUUUUACUAAAAUA
Messenger RNA from Ixodes scapularis (black-legged tick), 3149 nucleotides. RefSeq names its product deoxynucleotidyltransferase terminal-interacting protein 1. The record is from RefSeq and is a predicted model, not a curated record. The transcript has a single exon. Gene Ontology annotation, molecular function: nucleosome binding; DNA binding. NCBI's taxonomy places the organism in Eukaryota, Metazoa, Arthropoda, Arachnida, Ixodida, Ixodidae. Gene Ontology annotation, cellular component: nucleus. Bases 137 to 1453 code for a protein of 438 amino acids.